AUGAUAGAUGGAAUGAAUGACAGUACCCAAAGCCAUUUCAUCCUUUUGGGUUUUUCUGACCGUCCCCAUCUGGAGAAGGUCCUCUUUGUGGUCAUCUUCAUUGCAUAUCUCCUGACCCUUGUUGGAAACACUACAAUAAUCCUGGUGUCCCGGCUGGACCCCUACCUCCAAACCCCCAUGUACUUCUUCCUCACCCACCUGUCCUUCCUGGACCUCAGUUUCACCACUAGCUCCAUCCCACAGCUGCUCUACAACCUUAGUGGACAUGACAAGACCAUCAGCUACAUUGGCUGUGCUAUCCAGCUUUUCCUGUUCCUGGGUCUUGGUGGUGUGGAGUGCCUGCUCCUUGCUGUCAUGGCAUACGACCGCUUUGUUGCAGUCUGCAAGCCCCUACACUACAUGGUAAUCAUGAACCCAAGGCUCUGCCUGGGGUUGGUGUCUGUGGCCUGGGGCUGUGGGGUGGCUAACUCCUUAGCCAUGUCUCCAGUGACUCUGCACUUACCACGUUGUGGGCGCCGUUGUGUAGAUCACUUCCUGUGUGAGAUGCCAGCCCUGAUCCGGAUGGCCUGUGUCAACACUGUGGCCAUCGAAGGCACCGUAUUUGUGCUGGCAGUGGGUAUUGUGCUCUCACCCUUGGUUUUCAUCCUAGUCUCCUAUGGCUACAUCGUGAGGGCUGUGUUACAAAUUCAGUCAGCAUCAGGGAGGCAAAAGAUCUUCAACACCUGUGGCUCCCAUCUUACUGUGGUCUCACUCUUCUAUGGAAACAUUAUCUACAUGUACAUGCAACCUGGAAACAGCUCCUCCCAGGACCAGGGCAAAUUCCUCACCCUCUUCUAUAACAUUGUCACCCCACUCCUGAACCCCCUGAUCUACACCCUCAGAAACAAGGAGGUGAAGGGGGCACUGAGAAGGUUGCUGCUGGGUAACCAAGGGGCUGAAAAGGAGUAA
Choloepus didactylus (southern two-toed sloth) is the source of this 948-nucleotide messenger RNA. RefSeq names its product olfactory receptor 2W3. The coding region runs from base 1 to 948 and encodes 315 amino acids. Gene Ontology annotation, cellular component: membrane. Lineage: Eukaryota; Metazoa; Chordata; Mammalia; Pilosa; Megalonychidae. Gene Ontology annotation, molecular function: olfactory receptor activity; G protein-coupled receptor activity. The transcript has a single exon. Gene Ontology annotation, biological process: G protein-coupled receptor signaling pathway. The record is from RefSeq and is a predicted model, not a curated record.